AUGGACGGAGGGUACGCGCUUAUUUAUCCUAAUAAUACGGGACUUACAGGUUCAAACCCCAUUUCAACAACUCCUCUUACUCCACAGUUUGGAAUUUACUUCUUGUUAUUAGGAUAUGAAAAAGGAAUCACACAAGGACCAUUCGUACUUUAUCAAACAUUGACUCCAAUAAAUGUUCUUUUACUUGAUUGUGAUUUUACUUAUGUAGGAGUUGGACAAACUUGUAUAAUAAUUGCAAACUCUACACAAUCUGAUAAGACAUUUAUUAAAAUUGAUUUUCUUUCAUCAGGAACUGUAUAUAAUAUUACUACUUUUCAAAAUAUAAAUGUUACAGAUUAUAGUAUUCAAUCAUUAAGAUAUGGAGGUUAUUUAUCUUAUUAUUUAGUACGAAAUAGUGAUAAAAAAAACUUUAAUAUUUAUGGUUAUAUUUAUGGUUAUAUUUUGGAUUAUUACGGUAUCCUCUUUAAUUGGGACCUUACAUAUCCCACGUUGGCAAAUCCUGUAGCUGAUGUUUUAGUUUUACCAAAUAACACACUUGUAAUUCCUCAACCAGAGGAAGGAAAUAGUUGGUCUUUACUCACCACUGAUUUGUAUAAAAUUGAGGGGGAACGAGAUCAUGGUUAUAGUAUUUUACAUAUCAAUACCACAAUUCCUAAAAUUGGUGAUGUCAUAGACCCAUCCGAAACUAAAUUUCUUAUAAUUAAAUAUUAUAAUAAAAUUGUUUUAUCACCAAAUCGUAAUAUUACAAUUUUACAAGAUGAUGGUACUAGUCAUGGUAUUAUACGUCAAAUAACUUCUAUGACUUCUACUGGUAACAAUGGAUAUGACAAAUUUGUGGAACUUAUUGAUGAUGAAUUUAGUUCUAUUAUUAACAUUACAAUAAUUAAUAGUACGUUUAAUAAACCUGGUGGAAGAUAUUAUGUUUUAAUUGAUGAUGGUUUUGCAAGUAGUAAAGAUUAUCAUGAACCUAUGAUUGGUAUACAAAGUAGCGCUUGGAAUUUUACAACUCUCCAAGAAGAUGAUCAUGCAAAUAGUAUAAAAGAGAAAUAUCGAAAAAAAGUAAAUUCUACUAGAAUUGAAGGAAAAGUUCGAUUAACAUUGGAUGGUACCAAUUAUUUUAAAAGUAUUAAACAUGAUAAAAUUAAACGUAAAGAAUUUUUUAAUAAUUUAACACAAGAAUUAGUUAAAGCGAUCCCUGUUAGUUCAGAACGAGUAACUUCAAAUGGAAGACAUGAAAUUGAUACUUCAGUUUCUCCUGAACAAUAUAUUUUAUCUAUUAAUAUUGAAAAAGCUAAGAAUGAAGAUGAAAAUUCAGUUAAUUCAGUAGCUGAUGAUUUAGAUACUUUAAUAAAGAAUAAAUUUAUAACUCUUAUUGGAUCUGGUGAAUAUUCAAAUUAUUUGGAUCAUGAAUAUGGAUAUGUAACCAUACCUAGGUGGAUAGAGGAUAAUUGGAAAAACCUUAUUAUAACAGUUUUAUUUAAUAUUGUAUUAUUCACAUUUUCCUUUAAGAAAGGCAAUUUUGCAAUUUAUGAUUGUGGAAACGCUAUCGAAGAAUUCGCAACGACAAUUCUUUUUACUAGUAUAGAUGCAGGAUCUGUUGAAAAUAUUUUUACCACAAGUAUUUUCUUUGUGACAUUUCCGUUUAUUGUAAAUUUGGGAUUUGCAUUUAUAAUUAUAAUUGAUGAACUUACGAAAACCGACCUUAAAAAAUCAUUAACAAAAGUUAAUGAGCUGUUAAAUAAUGAAACCGAUCAUAAAAAAUCAGAAAAAGCUAGCAACCAUCCAGAAAUAGUCAGCGAUCACGAUCAUACAGAAGAUACGAACGAUCAUACAAAAGAUAUGGAAAUAGAAGUAGCCGGCGAUCCCGAUCAUACGAAAGAUAAGAAAAUAAAAGACGGUGGUUCCAAUCCCAAAGAAGAAUCAACAUGUAACAAACUUAUAAAAGUUGUGAAAGAAUUAAAAAAGAGUAUAGAAGAACUAGAAGAUGUUAUUAAACUCACGAAAGAAUUGAAAGAAGUUAAUGAGCUUAUAGAUCAAUUAGUAAAAUAUAUUGCAGAAUCAGCAGAAGAUGAAGUAAAAGAUACCUCAGAAGAUAAAGUAAAAAAUAACACAGAAGUUGAUGUAAAAAAUAUCAUAGAAAAAUUAAAAGUAAUUAAUGAACUUAUAAAAGAAAUAAUGCAAUUUGAGAAUUUUGUACAUGAAUUAAAAGAACUUGAGAAACUCCCAAAAGAAAUAUUAACGUCGACAUUGAGAAAAGUAGACGAAUUUAUAGAAGAUCCUGAAAAGAGUAAAACGUUUAAAGAAGAAUAUACAAGAAUACUUAAAGUUAAAUUGAAAAAAGUUAACGAACUUAACGUAGACGAAUUUACAAAAGAUCCUAAAAAGGAUAAAGCGCAUAUAAAACUUAAAGCUAAAUUGAAAAAAGUUUAUACAAAUCUUAAAGCUGAAUUGGAUAAAGUUAAAGAGCUUAACGAACUUGCUGAAGAAUUAAAAAAAAUUAACGGCCUUAUGAAAGAAUUGAAAGAAGUUAAAGAACUUUCAGAAGAAUUAGAAAAAGUCAAAAUGUUUAUAGAUAAAUAUGAAGAUAAAGUUGAAGAUGAUGUAGAAGAAGGUAGUGAUAUAAAUGAAAUGAAAAAUAACGAAAAUAGCGAAGCAAUUAAUUCGAAUAAAGAGAGUUGGUAUAGUAAGAUUAUAAAUAAGAUAAAAAAAUUUAUGGCUGAAAGGGAAAAAGAGGAAAAUGAUCGUCAGUCAACACAAAAAAAAGGAUAUAAAAAGUUUUCAAAAUGGUUAAAAGAUUAUAGAGAUAAUCAAAUAACGACAGUAUUAUUUAUUACAUUAGCAGGAGUUGACAUUACACAUUUAGAAUUUCUUGGUUCAAAGAUACAAAUUCGAAUUCCUAGUAACUUCAAUUUUCUUGAAUUAAAGCGAUCUCGAAGUUUUAAUAUUUAUUUAAUGCUAAAUUAUCUCGUGCAGCGGAACGUAAAAUUAUAUGGGGAAAAUUCUUUAACGCUCUUAUCGGGGAUAUUUCUUUGA
Molecule: messenger RNA, 3033 nt
Organism: Rhizophagus irregularis DAOM 181602=DAOM 197198
Lineage: Eukaryota; Fungi; Glomeromycota; Glomeromycetes; Glomerales; Glomeraceae
Source: RefSeq, a predicted model, not a curated record